GGCAGCUCCCAGUUGAGAGUCGCGUGGGAGAGGGAGGUCCACAGAGAGAUUAGAUUAGAUACUCCCACCAGCGUCUUCUUGGAGCCAUGCAGCAGGAGCUCCUAUUCAAAGUGUUGGUCAUCGGCGACUUGGGGGUGGGCAAGACGUCCAUCAUUAAACGCUACGUCCACCACAUCUUCUCACAGCACUACCGAGCCACAAUCGGCGUGGACUUUGCCCUCAAGGUGCUCCAGUGGGACCGGGACACUGUCAUCCGUCUUCAGCUGUGGGACAUAGCAGGACAGGAGCGCUACGGCAACAUGACGCGUGUCUACUACCGCGAGGCCAUGGGAGCGCUGGUGGUCUUUGACAUCACACGGGCAUCUACCUUCGACGCCGUGCUCAAGUGGAAAGACGACCUGGACUCCAAGGUGACACUGAACCAUGGAAGGCCCGUUCCAGCCGUCCUCCUCGCCAACAAGGCCGACCAGGCGAUGUGCCAGCAGCCCAAACUGGACGCCUUCUGCCGAGAGAACGGUUUCGUGGGCUGGUUCGAGACUUCAGCCAAGGAAAACACAAACAUCGAAGAAGCAGCACACUGUCUGGUGGAGCACAUCCUAAGCAACGAGGAGAGCCCGCUCGCCGAGCGAGAGCCCGCCUCCCUCGUCCUGUCCGGGUACGCCAACGCCACCAAGGAGCAUCUAAGCUGCUCGUCUUGUUCGAAAUGACAACUUCCUGGCCAAUCGGAGAGAAAAAAAAACAAACAGCAAAUGAAUGAUGUCUGUUACAGUGGAUACAGUUAAUUGUGUUUUUAAUAUUAUAUUGGGAAUAUUAGAAGUUACUGUUCAUUUCAUUUGUGCAAUUUUCUGCCUCACAGUGGCAGGGUGACACCUUGGCUACUGAGCCAGCAGCAAAAAAAAAAUGUUAUCCUCAUUUUGUGUGGAAGUGGUACGUUUCGGGCUUCUCUGUGCAUCUUCUCCUCUCUGUUCCAAACACUUUCUUUAGCUUAGAAUGUGCUAAUUGGAUACAUGCACUAAUUAGCUCACUAGCUUGCUAUGCUAGCAGCGGCCGUCUGUUAUGUCCCUGUGGUGACACUGUAGCCUGCCCACGAGAUGUAAACAAAGAAUAAUAGCAGUGUAGAAGUGAUUAUAGGGGUGCUAUUUUAUGUAUGGGGGGGGGGCUCUAAUAAUGUGAAAUCUAUAUUUAGAAAGUCAUAAGCAGGUUUUUGAUGCUCUAACAACAAAAAUGAGUGGUUAGCGCUCAGACCUCACAGAUAGGAGACCAGGGUUCAAUUCCAUUCUGGGCCAUCUCUGAGUGGAGUUUGCAUGUUCUACCCGUGCAUGCGUGGGUUUUCUCCGGGUACUCCGGUUUCCUCCCACAUUCCAAAAACAUGCUAGGUUAAUUAGCGACUCCAAAUUGUCCAUAGGUAUGAAUGUGAGUGUGAAUGGUUGUUUGUCUAUAUGUGCCCUGUGAUUGGCUGGCCACCAGUCCAGGGUGUACCCCGAAGACUCUCGCCCGAAGACAGCUGGGAUAGGCUCCAGCAUACCCCCCGCGACCCUCGGGAGGAAAAAGCGGUAGAAAAUGAAUGAAUGAAUAAACAAUAGGAUGCUGUGCCUGGUGGGAUACAGGGUGGUCAUCUAUGAUUCACAGAACUUUUGUGGUAUGUGUUGCAUUUCAACUCCAAAUGAAUGUACUAUAAUAAAAAAGA
This is a messenger RNA of Doryrhamphus excisus (bluestripe pipefish), 1687 nucleotides long. It is a transcript of the gene rab38c, whose product is annotated as RAB38c, member of RAS oncogene family. Gene Ontology annotation, biological process: endosome to lysosome transport; phagosome-lysosome fusion. The record is from RefSeq and is a predicted model, not a curated record. Gene Ontology annotation, cellular component: late endosome; trans-Golgi network; Golgi apparatus. Lineage: Eukaryota; Metazoa; Chordata; Actinopteri; Syngnathiformes; Syngnathidae. Gene Ontology annotation, molecular function: GTP binding; GTPase activity.